AUGGUCUCUCUAAAUUGCAGCGACUUGCUCCCUGCUUCAGACCCCCUGGUCCCCCCAGCUGGUGCCUCUUGGCUAGACAGCAACACUGAUGCUCGUAAGACAAAGAUGCCGUCUGCUGUUCUGCCAGAAGACUGUGACGCAGGAGCGUCUGACCCUCCGGAUGGCUCCAGUCUUCUCCUUCGCCAUGGCAGCUGCCCUGCGCAAGACGCCCGCCUCCUGGUGUCCAAGAUGAAGAAAGAAAGUGAGAAAUCCCAAGCCACCCUCUAUGAAGCUCAUCUGAAACUGCCUGACUUCUGCAAUGACCUCUCCAGAGAUUUCACCCCCACCCUCGAGGAGAUUGAGGAGUUCCUGAAGGAGAAGAUGGAGCUCCUCAAGGAUGAGCUGAGUGAGAAACAGCCCGUCAGAGGGAAGCUGGAGAUCAAGUCGGAGAUCAACCUGGGGAGCCCUAGGGAGCAGCCUACGCCCAGGAUGGCUCCGGAAGGGGGUGUGUUGAGCUCUGCUGAGGCUGGGGGGGUAGCCGGUGCUGUGGGCCUGACAGUGGGUAUUGGGAGCAUCCCCGUUAUCCUCCAGAUCCAGCCCGUCCAAAUGAACAGUGGGAGCCCCACACCACAAAGCGCUGUGGAUGGCAUCAGGGUGGCCCAGUUGGUCGUCAGCGUGCAGGGCCAAAGCCUGACCUUUGUCCCUCAGGCUGCCCAGCCCCCCGUGACUGUCUUGGACCAAAAGUACGUCAAAAUAGCCCCUCUGCCCAUCGCUCUGAGGCCAGCGGCGCUGGGGAGUCUGAGAGGGGUUGAGGCUUCCCCCAAGUUCCAGAAGGUCUCCCCUUCUGUCAUCCGGGUCCACAAGUGCACGCACCCUGGCUGCAGCAAGAUGUACACCAAGAGCUCCCACCUCAAAGCGCACUUCCGGCGCCACACUGGAGAGAAGCCCUACACUUGCACCUGGCCCAACUGCGGCUGGAGGUUUUCCCGGUCGGACGAGCUCUCGCGCCACAAGCGCUCCCACUCCGGCGUCAAGCCCUACCAGUGUCUGACCUGCGAAAAGAAGUUUGCCCGCAGUGACCACUUAUCCAAACACAUGAAGAUCCACAGGGGCCAGCGCAGCCGGACAGCUCAAGGCAGCGGCAGCAGUUAACCCUUUCCUCCCUGCCUUGCGGAAUUGGGUUGCAAUCCAGCAGAGCUGGAUACUGAACUGAACACACAGGGGUGUUUUUUGUUCAGAGGGGAAAAUAAUUUUCUUUUUUGUACAGACUGGAGAAAAUCCCAAGUCUACCUCUACCCAUGGAUGCCUUACAGUCAGGACUUGUCUCCUAUACUACUGUGCCACUUGUAAAUGCACAUGAUGGGCACCUGAGCUA
This is a messenger RNA of Terrapene triunguis (Three-toed box turtle), 1354 nucleotides long. RefSeq names its product Krueppel-like factor 15. Gene Ontology annotation, molecular function: DNA-binding transcription factor activity, RNA polymerase II-specific; RNA polymerase II cis-regulatory region sequence-specific DNA binding. The coding region runs from base 1 to 1131 and encodes 376 amino acids. The record is from RefSeq and is a predicted model, not a curated record. Gene Ontology annotation, biological process: regulation of transcription by RNA polymerase II. The transcript is spliced from 2 exons. NCBI's taxonomy places the organism in Eukaryota, Metazoa, Chordata, Testudines, Emydidae.